AUGAAUGCGGCGGUGGUGUCCCAGAUCCAGAUGAGUCCAACAGUGGUACGGGUCCAACAGUCCUCACAGAUGUACGCGCUCCUCCUCCUCUCCCCGUGCGUCUGGAGUGGAGAUGGGGGUCUGUGGGGGUCUGGCUCAGCGCGCAAAGGUGACCAGGACACUGCAGGGGCCGCUUUCAGGGACUUUCCGGAGGAGAAUGUCACUUCAGACCACAGCGGAGAGCGGUUAAUGCAAAACACGCGGACCAGCGACGCCCCUGACGCGAACCUGUUGCACAAUGUUUCGUUCAAGUCUUUUCUGUGA
Messenger RNA from Knipowitschia caucasica, 303 nucleotides. NCBI's taxonomy places the organism in Eukaryota, Metazoa, Chordata, Actinopteri, Gobiiformes, Gobiidae. The record is from the annotation of a GenBank genome assembly.